This is a messenger RNA of Synchiropus splendidus (mandarinfish), 11253 nucleotides long. RefSeq names its product ankyrin-2-like. Gene Ontology annotation, biological process: regulation of cardiac muscle contraction; protein localization to T-tubule. Bases 311 to 8773 code for a protein of 2820 amino acids. Gene Ontology annotation, cellular component: T-tubule. Gene Ontology annotation, molecular function: protein binding. The record is from RefSeq and is a predicted model, not a curated record. The transcript has 41 exons. Lineage: Eukaryota; Metazoa; Chordata; Actinopteri; Syngnathiformes; Callionymidae.
UUCCGCUAAAUGCAGUGAUUCUAGGUCAGUUAAAGACGCUUCUAUUUUUGUCCAGUUAAUCCACUUUAAGAAUCUGCACACAUAGGUUUACGUGCCUAUGUGUCUGUGGGUCAGCUGCAGAGUGCUAAUACCUUCAGCAAAUUACACACCAAUCCACUCACUGUCCGCGGUGUAAGACACAGUUUUCCUCCAUAUCUUACUCACACUUUGAGUCAACACUCUCAGCCUCUCUCAUCACUCUCACAACAUUCUCGUCACAAGAGUUUUGGAUAUAUUUCAUAUUUAGAUAGACACAGAAGAAGGUUUCUUCAUGAGUGCAAGCAAGGGGAUUGGAUCAGUUAUCCAGUUGGACAGCAACACCAGCUUCCUGCGGGCAGCUAGAGCAGGAAACAUUGAGAAGGUUGUGGAAUAUCUGAAAGGAGGAGUGGACAUACGCACAUGUAAUCAGAAUGGACUAAAUGCCUUGCACCUGGCAGCCAAAGAGGGGCACAUGAACCUGGUCCUCGAGCUUCUGGAUAGAGGAGCUGUAGUGGAUGCUGCUACUAAGAAAGGAAACACUGCCCUUCACAUCUCCUCUUUGGCAGGUCAGGCUGAGGUUGCAAAGACUUUAGUCAUCAACGGCGCAGACAUCAACGCACAGUCUCAGAAUGGAUUUACUCCACUCUACAUGGCAGCUCAGGAGAACCACAUUGAUGUGGUUCGAUACCUGUUGGAAAAUGGAGGCAAUCAGAGCACAGCCACGGAGGAUGGCUUCACUCCUUUGGCCAUUGCCCUUCAGCAGGGACACAACCAGGUGGUUUCUAUCUUACUGGAGAAUGAUACUAAAGGAAAAGUCCGUUUGCCUGCUCUGCACAUCGCAGCCCGCAAAGAUGAUACGAAAUCUGCUGCACUGCUCCUUCAAAAUGACCACAAUGCAGACAUUCAGUCUAAGAUGAUGGUUAAUAGGACGACUGAGCCACUAUUAUCGAAACAGUUUUGUACACAACUUUCAUGCACAAAAUCGGACCUUCAUUGUCAGAAUGGUAAGAGUGGAUUUACGCCUCUGCACAUCGCUGCUCACUAUGGGAAUGUGAAUGUGGCGACCUUGUUACUGAACCGGGGAGCAGCUGUUGACUUCUCAGCAAGGAAUGGUAUCACGCCACUCCAUGUGGCCUCCAAACGUGGCAACACAAACAUGGUGCGUUUGCUACUUGACCGAGGGUCACAAAUUGAUGCGAAAACCAGAGAUGGACUGACCCCGCUCCAUUGUGCAUCGAGAAGUGGCCACAGCAUGGUGGUGGAGUUGCUGCUAGAGAGAGAAGCCCCACUGUUUGCAAGAACGAAGAAUGGCCUUUCGGCUCUUCACAUGGCAGCACAGGGGGACCACGUUGAAUGUGUCAAACACAUUCUGAAAAAGGCACCUGUUGAUGAUGUCACCCUGGAUUAUCUGACAGCGUUGCAUGUAUCUGCCCACUGUGGCCACUACAGAGUCACCAAGCUUCUGCUGGACAAGAUGGCCAAUCCAAAUGCCAGGGCUCUGAAUGGGUUUACGCCUCUUCAUAUUGCCUGUAAGAAGAACCGUGUGAAGGUGAUGGAGUUGCUGGUGAAAUACGGAGCAUCAAUUCAAGCGAUUACAGAGUCUGGGUUAACUCCCAUUCAUGUAGCAGCCUUCAUGGGUCAUUUGAACAUCGUUCUGCUGCUGCUGCAACAUGGAGCCUCACCUGACGCCAGCAACAUUCGUGGUGAAACAUCUGUGCAUAUGGCAGCAAGGGCUGGUCAGGUGGAGGUAGUCCGAUGUCUUUUGAGGAAUGGCGCGCAGGUGGAUGCCACAGCUCGGGAGAACCAAACUCCACUUCACAUCGCGUCCCGUCUAGGAAAAGCUGAUAUUGUUCAGCUGUUACUGCAACAUAUGGCCAACCCUGAUGCUGCCACGGCCAACGGCUACACAGCGCUCCACAUCACAGCUAGAGAGGGUCAAGUUGGAACAGCCUUAGUUCUACUGGAGGCUGGAGCAUCCCACUCUCUUGCAACCAAGAAAGGUUUCACUCCACUUCAUAUUGCAGCAAAAUAUGGUAGCCUGGAUGUUGCAGAACUUUUGCUGCAGUGCUGUGCUGCGUCAGAUUCUGCUGGGAAGAGUGGCCUUACUCCACUCCAUGUUGCUGCACAUUAUGAUAACCAAAGGGUGGCACUACUGCUUUUGGACAAGGGAGCAUCCCCUCACGCAAUGGCAAAGAAUGGCUACACACCACUCCACAUUGCUGCCAAAAAGAACCAAAUGGAAAUAGCCACAGUUCUCGUGAAGUAUGGAGCGGAGACCAACAUCCAGACCAAGCAGGGAGUCACUCCACUCCACCUAGCCUCCGAGCAAGGUCAUGAUCACAUGGCUUCUCUUCUGUUAAGCAAUGGUGCUCAAGUCAAUAUCCCCACAAAGGUUAUGUAUCGACGCAAGUCGACAUGCAACGUGACUGAACUAUUGAUUAACACAAUUCCUGUGUUCCUACAGAGUGGCCUCACCGCCCUUCAUCUGGCUGCCCAAGAGGAGAAAGUUGCCGUUGCAAAGAUUUUAGUUUCAUAUGGUGCAAAUAUCAAUGAGCCAACAAAGCUGCAAUACUCUCCUUUGAUUGUUGCCAGUCACUAUGGAAAUGUCAAGAUGGUCAACUUCUUACUUCAGAAGGGAGCGGAUGUUUUAGCCAAGACCAAGAACGGUUACACCGCUCUUCAUCAGGCUGCGCAACAGGGAAACACACAUAUCAUCAAUGUCCUUUUACAAUAUGGUGCCAAACCCGAUGCUGUGACAGCGAAUGGUAACACUGCUUUGGGCAUAGCAAGAAGGCUGGGAUAUAUCUCUGUAGUGGACACACUAAGGGUCAUCACCGAGGAGACCAUCACUACCACCACGACAGUGACAGAGAAACACAAACUGAACGUUCCCGAAACAAUGACAGAAGUACUUGAUGUAUCCGAUGAAGAAGGUGAUGACACAAUAACAGGAGAUGGAAGGGAUUAUCUUAGAGCAGAAGACCUGCAGGAGCUUGGAGAUGAUUCACUGCCAGGGCAAUAUGGCAUGAACUACCUUCAUUUCAACCCGCUGGGCGUGUACACUGAGAGUCACCAAGGACCUUGCAGACCGUCCACAAAGAGAGAUGGCGUCUUGGAUGACAUGAUCACAUCUCACCAUGAGGAAAGGAACUCAUACGAUGUGGGCUGUGGCACUGAGAACCCAGACAAUGUGGUUUUAUCCUUGAGUCCAGUGAGUACUGGCUUUCUUGUGAGCUUCAUGGUUGAUGCCCGAGGUGGAGCCAUGUGUGGCUGCCGUCAAAAUGGCUUACGCAUCAUCAUACCACCCAAAAAAUGCAGUGCCCCCACUCGGGUAACUUGCCGACUGGUGAAGAGACACCGUCUGGCCACCAUGCCCCCCAUGUUAAAGGGGGACAGUCUGUCAAGCCGACUCGUUGAAGUGGGGACCUCUGGGCCCAAGUUUUUAGGCAAACUUCAUCUGCCAAGCACACCCCCACCCCUUAAUGAGGGGGAGAGUUUGGUUAGCCGGAUUCUCCAGCUUGGUCCACCUGGGACUAAAUUCCUUGGUCCUGUAGUUGUGGAAAUCCCCCACUUUGCUUCAUUGCGGGGAAAAGAACGAGAGCUCGUCAUCCUGAGGAGUGACACAGGAGAGAGCUGGAAGGAGCAUCACAGCGAACACACUCAUGAAGAACUUCAUUUGAUGCUGAAAGGAAUGAAUCUGGAACUGGACAAGCCUGACUCUUUGCAGAGAAAGCGUAUAUGCAUUAUUGUCACCAGGGAUUUUCCACAGUACUUUGCUGUUGUUUCCCGUGUCAAACAAGACUGCAGUUUCAUUGGUCCCGAAGGGGGUGUACUGAGCAGCUCAGUUGUACCCAAGGUGCAAGCAGUCUUCCCAGCUGGUGCCCUCACCAAGCGGAUUAAAGUGGGAUUGCAGGCACAGCCAGCAAAUAAAGACUUAGUCCAGAAGGUCUUAGGAAACAAGGCUAUCCUCAGCCCCAUCGUUACUCUGGAGCCCCGGAGAAGGAAGUUCCAUAAACCCAUCUCCAUGACCAUUCCUGUGCCAAAGAGCAGCUCUGAUCAAGGAUGCAAAGAUUAUGUUGGGGAAAGGCCAACUUUACGACUGCUAUGCAGCAUUACAGGUGGCACCACCCCGGCUCAGUGGGAGGAUAUAACAGGCACCACACCUUUGACAUUUGUCAAUGACUGCAUUUCUUUCACCACUAAUGUUUCAGCCAGAUUCUGGCUCAUAGAUUGUCGGCAGGUCCUGGAGUCAGUCACCUACGCCACCCAAGUCUACAGGAAGGUUAUCUGUGUUCCAUAUAUGGCCAGGUUUGUUGUAUUUGCAAAGAUCCAUGACUCCAUUGAAGCCAGGCUGCGAUGCUUCUGCGUGACAGAUGACAAGAUUGAUAAAACACUAGAGCAUCAGGAGAACUUCGCAGAGGUAGCCCGCAGCCGAGAGGUUGAGGUUCUAGAGGGAGAGCCAAUCUAUGCAGACUGUUUUGGCAAUCUGGUGCCUCUAACCAAAAGUGGGCAACAUCACCUUUUCAACUUCUUUGCCUUUAAAGAAAACAGACUUGCACUAUUUGUCAAAGUGCGAGACAAUAUUCAAGAGCCUUGUGGACGUUUAUGCUUCACCAAAGAACCAAGGAAUCGGUCACCAACAGGCAAUUCCAUUUGCAACCUUAAUAUCAACCUCGAUUCUCGUUGUCAGGACCCAGAUUCAGACCAGCUGGAUGAGACAAGGAGAACCCAAGUCAAAUAUGAAGACUCCAUGACAUCAGUCCACCAUGACCCAGAUCUUCUAUCUGACUUAUCAAAGAUGAAACAGGAUCUGAUUAAAAUGAGUGCCAUCUUGACGGCAGAGUCCACAGAAAAGUUCCAUACCUUGCAGGGUCCUGCUUUGGUGGGAGGAUCUGUAGAGGUUUCUGAAGAACCAUUAGAAAUAAUGGAGAAGGACUUAGAACAAGUAAAAGAGGACCUUGAGAAAGUCAGCAAGAUCCUCAGGAGCGGAAGCUUUGAAAGUGGCACAUCCAGUAGAGGAAAUGAUUGCACCUACAUCUCAAACAGUGACAGUGACAAACCGAUCUUGCUUGGAAGCCAUCCCAAAUUUGUGACCACAAGACUGAAAGAUGUUAAGGAAAUUGAUGAGCUUCAAGAGUGCCGCAUAGAUGCAAAAUUUAAAGUGAAGAAAAAUUCUCAGACUGAAAAUCUAAAGCCACAAGUACAAUCACAUGUUAAAAGCAACGCAAAUGCUUGCAAUGUCAAAAAGCAAGCAAGGAAGGGGAACUCAACCCACUCUGCAAACGCUUAUAUGGUAAAGCCAGAGCAAAGCCCAGAGUUACAUGUAUCCCCAAAUGUUGAAGUGACACCUAUUGGCUCAACAAAAGACACAGUCAAAGCCUUACAGGUGAAAAUGGAAAACGAGCAAUGGCAAAAAAAAACGAUGGUAAUUGGGGGUAAGCAUGUUUCAUGUAAACCACGUACAACCAAUGAAAGCACUAUAUUAAAACAAACUCUAGCAAAAACGACAAAAGUUGGUGAGAAACACAGCCCAACCCAAACCAUGUCUGUAAAAGCAAUCAUACAAGCAUUCCAAGCACCUCAGGUAUCCUCAAAGAACAAAUUUGUGCCAUGUGAACUUAAAACCUCUACGACUGAAGCAACUUCUGAUGUCUCCUUGUUAGUGCCUGUCUUUGAGUCUGAGGUUUUGUCAUAUGAUAUUAUACCACUAGAGAUAGAGAAUGUCCAGUCAAUAAGUCAUGAAGUUUUUGAAAUGAAAUCAGUGCCAAGUGAAACUGCAGAUACCUGCACUUCUGUCUUGGAUGAAGGCUCAGUGAGUGCCAAGGAUGAGGAUGCAGCAAAGUCCUUUGGUACCAGUUCUGGACAUUGUGGAGUACAUUCACCGUGCUCAGACAGUUACAAAGAAAAUACACAGGCUACAUCCCCACACAGUGCCAGCAUUUCCAGUCAAAUUGGACAAAAAAAGAAAGACAGUGGAGGGUCAGAAGCUCCCUUGCUAGUAACACCUUGCCACACAUUAGUGACAGAAUUCACCAAACAAAUCACACUGACCAAAGCUGAUGAUGAGAAUGGGCGCGAGUCUCCAUCUGCCAUAUAUGUUAAACCCAAUUUGUCCGGGUCAAUCAAAGUUAUUGAGAGAGUUUCUGACACUUUGGACUCUUCUUUUUGCGAUGAUGAUUGGCAGGUUUCUGCUUCCUCUUCAGUACAAUUCAAGUUGCCUUUACAUCAAGAUUCAGACUCGCUCAGCGAUCGUGCUGAUCAUUCCAUGACUAUAAGUCUGAAAGACUCCCUCGAUGGUAGUCCACUCAUGGAAGAAAGCUCUUCUUAUAAGUCACCAGACUCAAUUGAACCAAGCCCAACCAAAGACUCUCCUCCCCAUGACUCCUUAGAAAACAGUCCUCAUGAGAAAAUUGUCCCGUCCCCUUUCCCAUCCAUCCUUUCUGAUCCAUCCAAAACAAUUGUCAAGCCUCAGGAUGCAGUACAAGAUAACCUGGACAACAAUGAUGCUCAGUUCAUAUCUGAGGAGAAAAUGUUGGCUAUAGCUGAACAAUUUAGUGAACAAGAAUCAGAAAAUAAAUGUAAUGAUGAAAGUGACACAGAAACUGAUGGAACAGAAUUACUGCAGCCCAUCCAUGAAUGUGCUUUGUCAAUUGACUGUGAGAUGAAUAUACCUAGUGAGGAUGUAGGGAUAGUUCAUUGUGUUUCCACCUCAAUUUAUACACAACAUACCUCUCCCUUUUCAGCAGGUCUGCACGAAGAGUCACGCAAAAAGGAAGUCGACAAACACGCAGCAGCAUAUAUCACUUCAGGGGAACCUCACGUUCAGCAAACUGAAGUAAAAACCCAUUCAGAAGAGGCAGAGGAUGAACAGUUAGAUGUAAUUGUCAUCAAUGAAAACAGGUUGAGCAUGCAUAUCGGACAUAGUUUAUGGAAGACGCGAGAAACCAUUGAAGAUGGUAGAGAGUUGCUGGUCAACAAUAUUGAUAAAACAAUUUGCAAUAUAUCAGAUGAAAAACAAGAAGAGACAAAGAGGCCAAAACCCAUUGAGAAUAGUGCAAAAGAACAAAAUAUCCAGACAGAAUCCAGGGGAGUAACUGCAGUGAUUUCUGCUGAUUUUGUACCCUGUGCGACACAAGAUGAGCUGAGGGAUCUAAAUCUGGCCUUAGGCGAUGGGUCUUUGGAAAUAACUCCACAGACAACACCUGGUAGAACACCAACAGAAGAAAGCACACCCAAUAGCGAACCCAGCUCUUUUCUUUUUCAGGAAGGAAAACUUUUCGAAAUGACACGAAGUGGUGCUAUUGAUAUGACAAAAAGAAAUUAUGAGGAAGAGGGCCCUGGGUUUGCUUUUUUCCAAAUAGGUGAACAGCCUUUUGAAGAGAUUCAAGAUAACGAACAAGCAGUGAGAAGUGCAGCUUCACCUCCUCAAGUUGGUCUUAAUUUGACAUUACAGUUCAAAGAACAAGAGCAUGACAACCUAAAGAGAAAAACUACUUCUCAACCUGUGGUUGAUGUUGAUAUACCCUGUAAAAGGGAGGCCUCUGAAUGCAAGAUGCCUGAAAUGUGUAAUUUUGGCACAGGGAGUAGUAUAACCCUCAAUCAGAUAACUACGAGGGAUGGCGCAGUUGAGAUAAAUGCCUUUGAAAGUUCCUAUGAAAGCAUAAUAGAACACAUUCAUACAACAGAAACAACUGUUGUACGAGCUCUUCCUCCUGAGCACUCCCUGGAAGAGGCACAAGCAGCUGUACAGGCCUCUACACCACUAGGUAUGCCCAAGCAAAGCACUUCAUGUGGCACAACAAAGAUCCCUGACAAAAUACAAGCAAAGUCUGUUUAUCACUCAAGAGCUAAUUACACAAAUGCCUCCCCAUCAAAGAAGGACAGCUCCUCCGGUGCAGUCUCCAAAUCUAAAAUUCCAAUCAAGGUCAACUAUGCCAAACCUGAUCUCCAUAUUAAGUGUAGCGAAUCAAAACAACACAAAAAGGAUAAGGCAGCUAUAAAAAUGGACACAAGGAGAAAAUCUGUGACCGAAGAAGGUUCCGCUCUGGACGUCAAAACCAAAACAUUAUCGAGCAAAUCUCAAAGUUUCUGCAAAGAGGACUUAACAAAAUCAAGUCCCACCAAAAGCACUGGCUCUCCGACUACCGUACAUUCCACCUCAUCCAGACGUUUUCAGUCAAAGCUACCACUCCGUCACAAAAGCGUACUGUCAGCGACUUCACAGACACCUCCGAAGCACAGCAGUGAUUUCCUCAAACAAAAUAGUUUCUCCAUGGAGGAGAUCAGUGGCAAAGAACAGCUCACCCUGGCAAAAACAGAGCAUGAACUUCUGAAAACAGGUGCCCAUUCUGGACUCAUUGACACAUCAUUCUUAGUGAGCGACUCUUGCUCCAAGGCACAAGACACAUCUUCAGGAGACAUUUUUCCUUCAAGGGUGGUGCAGUAUCCUUCUAAGCCCCAGAUGCAUCAAAUCCCAGAUGACAAAGUCCAAAGUCAAGCUCUAUAUGGCAAGAGUGCACAGUCGGGAUCUUCUGUCACAAUUAUUCCAGAUGAAGAAGUGCAAUCUAGUUUGUUGUGUCUUCAACAAACAGCAGCACCAUCAGCAACAGAUGUUACACCCACAGAUUGUCUUAACAAUAUCCAACUUGGAAGUCUUCAAGUGCACAGUGAACCAAAACACACACCAAAGGCUGGAUGUGAGGAAUUCAAUGAUUUGGUGCCUGAGGAAGGUGCUACACUAAAUCCAGAUGUCUAAGUCUUGGAUCCAGAAGACUUCAGUGGUGAGGGAUGUCAUUGCUGUCAUGAGUACGUAUACUUGAAGAAAAUUGAUGACAUCCCAGCCUGGAUAACUGCAUACAUCAGUGUUGACAUGAAUUACUCAAUUACCACACUGAGCAGAAGGGAUAUGGAGGAGACUAAGAGGAUGAACUUACAUCCUGCUUCCCGUCAAUGACCUUCCUACGAACUCUUCAUGAUUCUGUUUUGUACACCUGUGUAUGAAAGUAUAUCCUCUUUGUCACCUGUGACAUGAAAGAGCCAAAGUGCGCUUGUUUAUGUCAAUGUCUUUAUAUUCUGUCUUGUGCAGUUACCUCUAACACAAUGGUGUUUGUGUACCAACAGAAUGUUUGGUUUUGUAGGUUUGGAUUGUCAAUUUCACACUCUCUGUGUGUGCCACUUAUCAGACGUUUUUGUUUGUUGUUUGUUUUUCCCAACAGACUGUGAUCAAAACCAAACUAAUUAUAACUUGUGUUGCUGUGUUAAUGCGAAUAAACUCACCACAUAUCAGAUCUCAUUUGAUCACUCCAGACACAUUUACUAAGAACUUUUUAACAUCUGUACUUCUGUGGCAAAUGGGUUAAGAUGCAUGUUUUUGUAUAAAGAUAUACUCAAAUUCAUAUUUAAGUCACUAAGAUGAAUGUGGACGUUUUCUUUUUUUUUAAUUGUGAUAUAUUUAAUUUUCCAAGAAAUGCACCACAAGUGGUUAAAUGUAACAUAGUUUUGGGUGCGUGUUUUAAACACAAACUGUACAAUGCCACUGUUAAUACGCUUUUACAUAAAAUGGGUGGUGCGUAUUGUUAGUGAUGUGAUUGUAGUGUUUUGUUUAGUUUUUUUCCUAAUAAAGUUAACAACAUAUUUAAACAUAUGUACAUUACAUUUAUUUUAUCUUCCUGCAUUCAGAAGGGUUAAAACUCUUGGCUGAGUUUAUCAUUUUAAAGUUUUGUGGUGGGUCAUUGUUGACCUGAAGAUGUCGUUGUAUGAUGGAAGGGAGAUAUCCAAGUUCCAUGUCAGACCCACUAACAUUCUAUCCUGAAUGAGGCUAGGUUUGAGACCACUCACAUUUCCUUUUGGCUGCGGAAGCUGGCUCACUUGCGUGCCAUUCUGGUCUCUGCACGUUGUCAUGAUGCAAAUUAUGUGUUCCAUUGACCAAGAUGUAGUAGGUAUUUGUGGACAGUAGUGUUACGAUAAUAAAAGUUAUGACAAGAAUUAUAAUGUUUAAGGGGCUUAACAUUGUCCCCAACACUGUAUGGUUUGAGGACAAGGCAAUGGCAAUUGUUGUCCUCCAUUGUGUGAAUCCUUAUCAUGGACUGUGUCCUGCCCCUCUGACAGGUUCCUCUGUUUCACUCAGUUUUGCAUCUGAUUUUUCAGUCUUGACUAGCUCCCCGUUGCUCUUUCAUGUGUUUUGCUCAAUGCAAUACAUCAUCACUCCCAUGAUAUAAUACAUCAGGGGUCAGGAACCUAUGGCUAUGCAUAAACAACCAAAAUGGAAGGCUGCCAUUGGCACCUCUUCUCACGUCACUAUAUAAAGUUUUUUUGCCAUAAUCAUUGCAUACAGAGGAUUGAAAUGUAAUUAAUCGGCGGCCAAAUGCUGUGAUAUAUGCAACAUUAAACCAUGGAUAAAAUAUAACAUUAACAACACAACAACAAAAACAUAAGUGUCAAAUAAACAAUGAUCGUUGACAGAUGACAACGAGAGUACAAACAAUUAAAGUGCAACUUGGAGUGCAACAGUGGGUGGAGAGUUCAGCUUCCUGAUGGCCUGGCGGAUGAAGUUGUCCUGCAUUCGGUGGGCCCACAAACUUCACAGUCUUCCCUCCUGAUGGUAGCAGAAAAAAAAACGUUUCACAACAGAAUCGGCCAAACCCCUCAUGGCCCAAACACUCCGAUUGCAGACGCUACACACUCCUUGUCCAGUAACUCCUGCAGGAAACCCAAGACACUGCAACUAUUCCUUUUUCUUUGCACCAGUAGAAACUACAGAUUCAGUUAACCCCAGCUUUCCAAGAUGGAAAAUUUUGAGGAGCUGCAAGAGAGAAAAAAUGCAAAAAAGACGUGGAGAAAAGCGUGGCGGACUGCACGGCAAGUUAAGCAUGCAUUUGUGAUGAUGUGACUACGGUUGUAAACUUUUAUUUCAGCAUUUACUGCUACGUUUUACCGUUCUUAAAUUCCUGUUGCAGUUAGUGAAAUGCUGGUUUACGCGUAUGUCUUUUUAUUUUAUGGAAGUGAGGACCGAGGAAUGUUGCUGUGACGUAUUUGAAGCAGGGGACUCAAACACAAACUGGGAAUCAGAGUUCGAUAUUUAAUUGUGCAGUAAACAAGGAGUCGGCCUCUGGUGCCAUGGUGGCGAUCCCAGACGAGUGGCUGGUGAGGGUCCAGGAGUCCAGUGGUUGAUGCAGGCUGUAGAGUUGUUCUGUGGUAAUUUACAAUGUAUUGAGACGAACUUUUGUUUGUUUGUGA